Messenger RNA from Arctia plantaginis, 11802 nucleotides. The record is from the annotation of a GenBank genome assembly. Lineage: Eukaryota; Metazoa; Arthropoda; Insecta; Lepidoptera; Erebidae.
AUGGAAGAGCGUGACCUUAAAAAGUUAUUGCAAACGAAGAAUGGUUGUCGAAUUCCAUACAUGUCGCCUCUACCUGAUACGGACCAAGUGGGGAAGCUGCCAUUUACACCGUUACCGCCCUACAAUAGACUCAAAGAAAGACAAAGAAAAUUUCGCAAAAUACUUGAAGAAAAAGCAACUCAAAACAAGAUUGCUGUGUCAAGAUUACCUCUGCAACGAUUGGAGCGUGACCGCUUAGAGAUAGCACAAACACAUCACAUCGAAGUGCUACGCCAAUGCGCCAAACAUAUUCAGCCGGCGCCAAUGUUAAAGCAAUGGGAACGGAAAAUUUCCAGUUUGAUCUCCGCCAAACUACAUAACGAAUUUCCUAAAAUGAUAGUAGAUCUUAUUGAAGAAAGCAAAGAGGAGUGGAAUAAAAACCUGCAUGAACUGGCUGUGAAGACUAUAAUUAGAGAUGAACCAGGUGUGCCUCGAGUAAGAUACCAAGAAUCUUAUUUUAAAUACAGGGCUAUCACUAAAAAUUAUUUUAAAUUAGUUCAGUUUCGUAAAAAGUUACAAGAGCAAACCCUUAUACUUCACCCUUUUAUUAGGCUUAUUGUGGAGUCUGCUGAAAAGAUGUUUCCAGAACACAUAAUCGAUUUAGCUAGAUAUAGAGCUCAAGGUCUUUUAAAUUUACAUGAUUUUGAGACAAAGGUUUUGGAGGAAAUAAAACGUGCUGACUAUUUAGUGUCUAGCACAUGGUACGGGGUUCUAGUUCAGUGGCUGAAAAACCCACGAUGUUUGAGGAAUAUGCGUACUAGCAGAAUACCAAAAUUUAUAAUUGUUGCCUCAAAAAUUAUAUCAAUGCAAAUUCAGGAGUUGAUGCGUAGGUCCAUCGACUUUAUAGUAGAAUCGCUAAAAAAUCCAGAGUCUAUCCCUAUUCUCAAUUUAGAUUUACAUUUAGAUGGAGAAUUUAUUUACAAUCCAUCAUUAGAAACAGUUUACGGAGUAUACCAUAACAUCGCAAAUGCAAUAGCUCACAUAGCACAAAGACUUAUACCGAUAGAAGAAUAUCUUAAAAUACCAUACGACUACGAUGCUUUACCAGUUCGCUAUAAUACCUGGUUAAAUAACAACGGUCAUGAAAAGUUACAAAACCAAUUACUUGUAGUAUUUGAGCCCCUUUGUAAUUACUUAUAUAAUCUUCGCCAACAAUACAGUAUGUUGUAUGGAGAUGCAGCAAAAGAAGCCCUCUUUGAAUUUAUUAGAAAAAAUGAAGGUUUUGACGAAUCACGGGAUAAAAUUCAAUAUUUCCGAGAAAUUGAUUCUGAAAUAACGGCAAUUUUAGAAAACGCAUAUUUUAAUUGUGCGAUUGUAGGGCAACUAAAAAUGGUUGAUGGCUUAAAACGUAAAGCAUCUGAAUUUAUUAACGACAUAAUAGCAGGAAUAAUAAGAUCACAUAUCGAGGAAAAUAACAGCAUCUGCAGCGAGUUCGAAGAAAUAGCUGCAAAUGCUUUAAAACAGCCAAAGGAUGCAGAAGAAUUAAUAGAACAGGGAAUUUAUAUUUUGAAGGCAAAAACUGUUUUAGUUGAAGCCUUGAAAGAAAGAAUUUCUGUACAACUUAAUAUUGUUUCUAAUCUUCUUCAGAUGAUUUCUUUAACACCAGAACACCUCGCGUCAAAUACGCGGACUGUUAACUGGCUCAAAGACAUAAAACCUCUUUUUGAAAGGAACGCUACGGCAUACGAAUCCACUAAAUCAGAGAUGGAAGAGUACCUGCUCAGUCAAAUUGCAUAUCUUAACCAGGAAGUGAUUGACAUGUCACCUUAUUUAGAACUAUUAGAUAAUAUGGACGAUAUCCAUCACACGUUUGAAUAUUUAGAGUAUUUAAGAAAACUAGUACAUCGGUUGGAUGGUUGUAAUAAACUUGUCAAGUGGAUUAAUAAAGAAGAAAAAACAUUUAAAUUUCCUGUUACUACAUAUCCAGACUUAGAAGAAUUGAAAGAAUAUAUUAUACCCUUUCACAGCCUUAUUUACCUUCUUCAUACCUGGAAACGGAGUUACUAUACCUGGAUGGAUGGGCCAUUCGAGUAUUUGGAUCACAACCAAAUAGAACAAGACCACGAUUAUUAUUACAAAGAAUUUCUAAAGAUCUCUAAAAAUUAUAAGAUGAAAAUAAAACAGCAAAUUGCUGAGGGUGUAGAAAGAAGAUUUCAAGGACUAGUAGAUGAUUUUGACCUAAACAAUCUCCCAGCUCCUAUGAAAUUAUGCGCUCAAGCUGUCGCCGAAUUGAAGGAUUGGAGACCUAAUGUACAAAUGGCUCAUAUUAUGUGUAAUCCUGCAUUGGUACAAAGGCACUGGGAUGAAAUGUCUCUCAUUGCUGGUUUUGAUUUAACUCCUACCGCUGGAACAACAUUAAGAAAAAUUAUAGAUAGUAAUUUAUGGAGUCAGAUUGACCAAUACGAAAUCAUUAGUAUAGCUGCAACAAAAGAACUUGCUCUAGUAACGAGUCUCAAUAAAAUGAUUGCCGAAUGGGCUGAUAUAUGCUUCAAAACAAGUCCAUACAAGGAUACGGGAAUACACAUACUUUCUGGAUUAGAUGAUGUACAAAGUGUUUUAGAUGACCACAUAGUUAAAACAAUCGGAAUGAGGGGGUCAGCUUUUGUUAAACCGUUUGAAUCGCGAGUAAAAGAAUGGUACGACAAUAUUACAAGAGCAAAUGCCACAAUAGAUGAAUGGGGUAAAGUGCAAAGUCAGUGGCUGUAUCUACUGCCUAUUUUUUCUUCUAAAGAUAUUGUGGCGCAAAUGCCAGAAGAAGGAGUAAUGUUUGUUGAAGUUAAUAAUAUUUAUCGUAGAUUUAUGGGAUGUGUAGAUAAAGAUCCACAUGCACUCGAGCUCGCUGGUGCUUUUGGAGUAUUAGAACAAUUUAAGUUAGCGUCAGACUUACUGGAAAAAAUUAAUGAUGGUGUUAAUGAUUAUUUAGAAAAGAAGAGGCUAUAUUUUCCACGAUUCUUCUUUUUAUCUAACGAUGAAAUGUUGGAAAUUUUAUCUGAAACUAAGAACCCACUUAAAGUGCAACCCCAUUUAAAAAAAUGUUUUGAGGGUAUUAAUCGACUAGUAUUUGACGAGGUAUUUAAUAUCUCUGCGAUGAUAUCUAUGGAAGGUGAACGAGUAGAAUUUCUGGCUACAAUUAGUGUCGAAGCGGCAAGAGGCUCUGUGGAGAAAUGGCUGGUGCAAGUCGAAGAACAAAUGUUGAAAGCGGUGAAAUCGGAAACUGAACUGUCCUAUUAUGAUUAUCAGAAUGUAACUCGGCCCGAGUGGAUAUUGUCCUGGGAAGGUAUGGUUGUUCUUGCUGUAUCUCAAAUAUACUGGGCUGUAGACGUUCACGAUGCUUUAAAUACUCAUUACUUACAUGAGUUAGAGUCGUUUCAUGUUUCUUUAACUAAACAACUCGCUGAAACGGUAGCCAUAAUUCGACGCACAGAUAUAAGUAAAUUGAGCAGUAUAACAGUGAAAGCUCUUAUUGUUAUCGACGUGCACGCAAAAGACGUGAUUGCUGAUUUAAUAGAAAAACAGGUAAACGAGGUUACAGACUUUCAAUGGUUGGCACAACUUCGAUACUACUGGGAGGAUGAAAAGGUACUCGUCAAAAUAAUAAAUGCUGUUGUGAACUAUGCUUAUGAAUACCUUGGGAAUUCUGACCGUUUGGUUAUUACACCAUUAACAGAUAGAUGUUACCGAACACUCGUAGGUGCUUAUUAUCUCCACUUAAAUGGUGCUCCAGAAGGACCCGCAGGAACCGGCAAAACUGAAACAACUAAAGAUUUAGCUAAGGCACUCGCCGUUCAGUGUGUUGUAUUUAAUUGUUCUGAUGGACUAGAUUAUAAAGCCAUGGGUAAAUUUUUUAAAGGGUUGGCUUCGUGUGGAGCCUGGGUGUGUUUUGACGAAUUUAACAGGAUUGACGUUGAAGUACUGUCUGUAAUAGCACAGCAAAUUCUAUGCAUCGUUCAAGCCGUGCGUCAGAAAUUGGAAACGUUUUUAUUUGAGGGGACUACUUUAACUUUAAAUCCUGCUUGUUAUGUGUGUAUAACUAUGAAUCCCGGCUAUGCAGGGCGUUCGGAGUUACCUGAUAAUUUAAAAGUACUCUUUAGGACAGUCGCUAUGAUGGUUCCAGAUUACGCAAUGAUAGGAGAAAUUUCCUUAUACUCCUUCGGCUUUAUAGAUGCUCGAAGCUUAUCUGUUAAAAUUGUUACAACAUAUCGAUUAUGUUCAGAACAACUAUCAUCACAAAAUCACUACGACUAUGGAAUGCGUGCUGUAAAAACAGUAUUAUCAGCAGCUGGUAACUUGAAACGGGCAUAUCCACAUGAAAGAGAGAGUAUCCUACUACUUCGAUCUAUUACUGACGUAAACCUACCAAAGUUUUUGUCAUUUGAUGUACCUCUGUUUGAAGGUAUUAUAUCAGACCUGUUCCCGGGAAUUGGUUUACCUAAACCUGACUAUAUAAACUUUCUAAAUGCCUGCGUCGAUAGUUGUGAAAAAGAUAAUCUCCAGCCACUGGAAAGUUUUCUGGUAAAAAUAACACAAACUUAUGAAAUGAUGAUUGUUAGACAUGGAUUUAUGCUAGUAGGUGAUCCCUUUUCUGGCAAGUCAAUGACACUGAAGACAUUGUCUCAGGCCCUUACUCUUAUGUAUGAAAGAAACCAAGUAAAUGGGUCGGAAUGCACAUAUAAAGUAUUAAAUCCAAAAGCCGUUACUAUGGGUCAGCUAUACGGAGCAUUUGAUCCAAUUUCUUACGAAUGGACUGAUGGUAUAGUAGCAACCAUGUUUAGAAAUUUUGCAUCAGAAGAUACACCUGUUAGAAAAUGGAUUGUGUUUGAUGGUCCGGUAGACGCUGUUUGGAUUGAAAAUAUGAACACAGUAUUAGAUGACAACAAAAAACUUUGUUUGACGUCUGGAGAAGUGAUUUCUAUGACCAAUGUUAUGUCAAUGAUAUUUGAAGUAAUGGACUUAACUCAAGCAUCUCCUGCUACUGUAUCUAGAUGUGGAAUGAUAUACAUGGAAUCAGCUACUCUUGGUUUUAUGCCUUUUUAUAAGUCCUGGUUGAAAACUUUAAACCCUAUUUGGUCAGAGGACAAUGAGGAAUACAUUUUCGAGAUGUGCAAAUGGCUCUUUGAACCGUUUGUAUACUUUGUUCGAAAACAAUGUGUACAACUGGUUACAGCUGGAGAAGUAAACUUAAUAAUCAGCACACUCAGAUUGAUAGUCAUGUUAAUGGAUAAUGCCGUAGAGGGAGAAGAGGACACAAGAUAUUCAAGAACUUGGUUCGUAGCAUCAUUUAUGACUGCGUUAGUUUGGGGUGUGGGUGGAAUAUUAAAUUCUCAUUCUCGAGAACAAUUUGAUGUUUUAUUAAAAGAUUACUUCAGAGGUGAAUACGGUAUACCGGCUUCAAUCGAUCGAAUUGAUGUAUCUAUACCAAGCGAGGGAAUGAUAAUUGAUCAUUAUUACAUGUACAAAGGUAAAGGAUGUUGGAAAUCAUGGGGAGAGACAGUCAAAGGAGUUCAAGUCAAAGAAAAGAUUAAUUUAUUGCAAACUGUGAUCCCAACAUUGGAAACCGAAAAAUACAUGGCUCUAAUAGAGUUACAUACAAAAUUUAGACAGCCUCUGCUUCUCAUCGGGCCAACAGGGACGGGCAAAAGCUUUUACAUUCAGAACUAUUUAAUGAAUUCUAUUAAUAUUGACAAAUAUACUCCAGGAUUUUUGACUUUCACUACUACUACCUCUUGUAAUCAAACCCAAGAUUUGGUUCUUUCGAAAUUGGUCAAAAGGAGAAGAGGUAUUUAUGGUCCUACUAAAGGUAAACAGGCCAUAAUAUUUAUUGACGAUAUGAAUAUGCCCGCCAAAGAAGUUUAUGGAGCUCAACCAGCUAUAGAGUUACUUAGAUUAUAUUUCGAUCAAAAACAUUGGUACGAUUUAAAAACAACAGAAAAAUUAUUCAUUUUGGACACGUUCUUCUAUGGAGCCAUAGGUCCCGUCGGUGGCAGCCGCCAAUUGAUUUAUCCGAGAUUAUUAAGACAUUACAAUAUUUAUUCUAUUAAUGAAUUUUCAAAAGAAAGUAUGACUAAGAUAUUUUCGUCUUUAUUACAAUUAGGGUGGAAAAGAAAUGGAUUUGGUCAAGACGCUCAAGUCUAUAUACUUAAUAUUAUACCUGCAACAAUGGAUAUAUAUAACCAAGCAAUGGAAGGUUUAAGACCGACACCAGCAAAAUCGCAUUACAUAUUUAAUCUAAGAGAUUUUUCGAGAGUAAUUCAGGGAUGUGCAUUGUUAAGAAAAGAAAGCGCAGAAAACAAGAAAACUUUCACGAGAGUCUGGGUACACGAGAUUUUGCGAGUAUUUUAUGAUAGACUUGUAGAUGCCGAUGACAGGACGUGGUUUUAUACAGUUCUCAAGAAGUCUACCAAAGAUUUUAUGAAGGAAACUUUUGAAAACGCUUUAGACACAUAUCAAAAUGACAAAGAAGAAGUUACCCAAGAAACUAUAAAAAAUAUGAUGUUUGGUUGUUAUUUAGACACAGAUAGUCCCGAAGGUGAACGUCGUUAUGAAGAGAUUCCUUCCAGAGAAGUAGUAUUAAAUGUAGCCCUUACAAUGUUAAACGAAUAUAAUGCAAUGCACAAAUCAAAAAUGAAUAUAGUAUUAUUUGACUACGCUUUAGAACAUUUAUCGAAAAUUUGCAGGCUUCUAUCCAUGCCUUCAGGAAAUGCAUUAUUGGUUGGUGUUGGCGGCUCUGGUCGUCAAUCACUAACACGACUAGCCGGCACUAUGUUAGGUCAAAGUGUUUUUCAACCAGAAAUUACAAAAUCUUACAGCAAUAAAGAUUGGCAAGACGAUAUUAAAAAAGUACUCCGUGAAUCUGGUGGUCUUAAUAAAGACACGACUUUUUUAUUUACAGAGAAUCAAAUAAAAGAAGAACUGUUUAUACAAAAUCUUGACGGUCUCCUUAAUUCUGGCGAAGUGCCGAACCUAUAUGGCUUAGAUGAACAACAAGAAAUUCUUGAGCUUGUUCGCUUAGCAGCACAAGGUGGAAACCGAAACCUAGAUAUAAGUCCGUUACAAAUAUUUUCUUUCUUUGUGGGUCGCUGUAAAGCAAAAUUACACAUUGUGCUAUGUUUUAGCCCCAUAGGGAGUGCUUUCCGAACAAGAUUGAGGCUUUAUCCGGCUUUAGUGAAUUGCUGCACCAUUGAUUGGUAUGAUAGUUGGCCUGAAGAUGCGUUAGAAAUGGUGGCACAUCAUUAUAUGUACAAAGUAAAUGUUCCCGACAAGGUGAAGGCGUCUGCAGUGAUUAUUUGUAAACAAUUUCAUGUUGAUGCUCGUAUUGUCUCAACAGACUUUUAUAAUAAUUACGGAAGAAAAACAUAUAUUACAUCUGCAUCAUACUUGGAUUUAAUCAAAUCUUUCACUACAUUAACAAAUAGAAAACAAAGGGAAUUAAGAGCCUCCAAACUUAGAUAUACCAACGGUUUAGAUAAGCUCAGUCAGGCUGCUGAAGCAGUUACUAUAAUGCAACGUGACUUAAGCGCUUUGAAACCUCAGCUCAUGAUAAUGGCGGCAAAAUCGGUUAAAAUGAUGGAGGAGAUAGCAACUGAAACUGCAAUUGCCGAUAAAGCAGCAGCUCAAGUAAGAGAAGAUCAAAAAGUGGCUAAUAUCCAGGCAGCAGCUGCUCAAGAACUAAAAAAAGACUGUGAAGCAGAUUUAGCUCUUGCAAUGCCAAUUCUAGAAGAUGCUAUUGCUGCCUUAAACACGUUAAAACCCGCUGAUAUCACUAUUGUAAAAUCAAUGAAAAAUCCACCAUACACAGUGAAGUUGGUUAUGGCGGCAGUGUGUGUCAUAAAAGGUGUUCCCCCUGAUAAAAUUCCUGAUCCUAAUAAUCCAGGAAAAAAAAUUUUUGAUUAUUGGGGUCCAAGUAAAAGAAUCCUAGGUGAUAUGAGUUUUUUGGAGUCACUGAAAAACUUUGAUAAAGAUAACAUAUCUAUUCCAGUCAUGCAAAAAAUUAGAAAAGAAUAUCUAACUAAUAAAGACUUUAAGCCUCACAUAGUCGCAAAAGCUUCUACGGCCGCUGAAGGUUUAUGUAAGUGGAUUAUUGCAAUGGACAUGUAUGACGCAGUGGCCAAGGUAGUAGCUCCAAAAAAGGCAAAAUUAGAAGCCGCUGAAAGAGAAUUUGCCCAAACAAUGGCUAUCUUAGAGGAAAAAAAAGCAACUGUAGCGAGAUUAGAAGCUAAACUGGCUGAACUAAACGAGGCGUUGGAGGAAGCGAACACAAAAAAGAAAGCUCUAGAAGAUGAGGUUCAAUUAUGUAUUGACAAAUUAUAUCGAGCGGAAAAGUUGAUAGGUGGCUUAGGUGGAGAAAAAGUACGCUGGACACAAGCAGCUGCAAAUUUGCAAACUCUUUUUGACAAUUUAGCCGGUGAUAUUCUGGUAUCAUGUGGCAUUAUUGCUUAUUUAGCUCCUUAUACUUUACCUAUUAGAACGAAAAUGAUUGACAAAUGGCGAGACCAAGUUAUUAAACUAGACAUGCCACAUUCAGAGCAUUUUGUUUUCAAAGAUAUUCUUGGGACUGACAUAAAAAUUCAAAAUUGGUGUAUUGCUGGAUUACCCAGGGACUCUUUUUCUGUAGAUAAUGGAGUCAUACAAGACAAUUCAAUGAGGUGGUCUUUACUUAUUGAUCCUCAAGGACAAGCUAAUAAAUGGAUUAAAACAAUGGAAAAAUCAUGUGACCUACAAGUGGUGAAAUUUACGGAUGGCAACUACAUGAAAGUUAUUGAAGCUUGUUUAGAAUAUGGCAAACCAGCUCUGGUGGAUAGCGUACUUGAAGAUGUAGAAGCGCCAUUAGAUCCGAUUCUGCUAAAAAAUACGUAUAUGCAGGGUGGCAGGGAAUUUAUUGCUAUAGGAGACAACGUUAUAGAAUAUCAUCCUAAUUUUAGACUUUACAUGACGACUAAAUUACGUAAUCCACAUUAUCUUCCAGAAAUUUUUAACAAAGUAACCUUAAUUAAUUUUGCUCUCACUAAAGAUGGAUUGGAAGACCAACUAUUAGGUAUAGUUGUAGCAAAAGAAAGGCCGGAUUUGCAAGAGAAAAGAGAAAAGCUGAUAGUACAAGGUGCCGCUAAUCGAGCAGCAUUGAAGCAAGUUGAAGAUGACAUAUUGCGUACGUUACAAGAAUCCAAGGGUGAUAUAUUAGAAGAUGAAAGUGCUAUAGAAGUAUUAGACUCCUCGAAAUUAUUAGCUGUUGAUAUUAUGAAGAAACAAGAAGCUAGUUUAGAAACGGAAAUAGUAAUAGAGAAGUUUCGUCUUGGCUAUAGACCUAUUGCUUCACAUUCUGCUGUAUUAUAUUAUUGUGUCACUGAAUUACCAAAUGUCGACCCUAUGUAUCAAUAUUCCUUAACAUGGUUUAUUAAUCUAUAUAUAUUAUCAAUCGAAAAUGCGAAUAAAUCAAAAGAUUUAGAAAAAAGGUUGAAAUUUCUUAAAGAUACAUUUACUUACAAUUUAUAUAGUAAUGUAUGCAGAUCACUUUUUGAUAAGGACAAACUUAUGUUCUCAUUCAUUAUGUGCUCUAAAAUGAUGCUGUCGACAGGAGAGAUGGAUACAGACGAACAUCUAUUUCUGAUAACAGGGGGUAUUGCCAUCGAAAACCCCAUUAAAAAACCAGUGGAAUGGAUUCCUGUUAAAAGUUGGGACGAAAUUUGCCGCAUUAGUAAUUUGCCAAAGUACAAGGAUUUUCACAAGGAUUUCACAAAAAACAUAUCUCAAUGGAAAGAAGUUUAUGACGACUUAGAGCCCCACACUAAAAUUUUACCAGGGGUUUGGGAUGAAAAGUUGUCACAAUUUCAGAAACUGUUGGUAGUGAGAAUAUUAAGGCCCGAUAAAUUAACCAUAGCUAUAUCUGAAUUCGUUGAAAAACAAAUGGGGAAAAAAUACACGACCCCACCACCAUUUGAUAUUGGGAAAUCAUUUGGUGAUUCAAACUGCCUUGCACCUUUAAUAUUUAUUUUGUCACCUGGGUCCGAUCCCAUGGGAGCUUUAAUAAAAUAUUGUGAACGUAUGGGUUAUUUAAAUAGAUUUAAUUCCAUAUCCCUAGGUCAGGGGCAAGGUCCUAUUGCACGGGCCAUGAUAGAAAAAGCCCAGCUUGAAGGUGGUUGGGUUUGUUUACAAAAUUGCCAUUUAGCAGUUUCUUGGCUCCCAGUUCUGGAAAAAAUUAUAGAAGCGUUUGAUUUAACUAACACAGAUUUGAGUUUUAGACUAUGGUUGACAAGCUACCCUUCUGAUAAAUUUCCGCAGUCGGUUCUGCAGAUCGGUGUCAAAAUGACAAACGAGCCCCCUACAGGCUUACAACAUAAUCUGAAUCGCUCAUAUAUUUCGGAACCUCUAAAAGAAACUGAUUUUUUCGAAGGAUGUCCCGGAAAGGAUAAAACAUUUAGUAAGCUCUUAUACGGAAUCAGUUUUUUCCACGCUGUAGUACAAGAAAGAAAAAAGUUUGGUCCUUUGGGAUGGAAUAUUCAAUAUGGUUUUAAUGAUUCCGAUUUUCAAAUAUCAGUAAUGCAAUUACAAAUGUUUUUAAAUCAGUACGAAGAAAUACAAUAUGUAGCCGUAAAAUACUUAACUGGUGAAUGUAAUUACGGUGGUAGAGUCACAGAUGACUGGGAUCGUCGGUUGAUAAUUACAAUAUUAGAUAACUAUGUUAAUCCUGGAGUAGUUAAUGAUCCAAAUUACACAUUUUGCGACAUCGGGCCUCAAUAUGGAUUACCUCGUAGAUGCGAAUAUCAAGAUUAUCUUAAGCAUAUUGAAACAGUUCCUGUAAAUCCUCCCCCUGAAGUGUUUGGACUACAUAUGAAUGCUGGUAUAACUCGUGAUUAUGCUGCAUCUAUGGCAUUAACGGCGUCCUUGGUACUCGUUGAAGGUGGUGGUGGCAGUGGCGAUAGUGGAAAUACAGAAGUUAUUCUUGUACAAAUGGCUACAGAAAUAAUUUCUAAGCUGCCCAAAGCGUUUGAUAUUGAAACAGCCCAAAAAUAUUAUCCAGUCGAUUACAGUGAGUCUAUGAAUACAGUCUUGAUACAAGAAAUGGAACGUUUUAAUAAGCUAUUAAAUGAGAUUUCGGUAUCCUUAAAAGACUUACAAAAGGCAGUAAAAGGUCUAAUCGUAAUGUCUCCUGCUUUAGACUUACAAUCUAAUGCCAUGUUAUUAGGAAGAAUCCCAGAUAACUGGCGCAAAGUAUCCUACCCAAGCUUAAAGCCACUACCUAGCUAUGUCUCUGACUUUAUAGAACGUCUAAGUAUGUUAAACAAUUGGUAUGAAAAGGGAAAACCGCCUACAUUUUGGUUAUCAGGUUUCUUUUUUACUCAAGCUUUUCUCACUGGUUCCAUCCAAAAUUAUGCCAGAGCUAAAAAAAUUCCUAUAGACUUAUUGAUAUUUGAUUUUGAAGUUCGCCGUACAGAUUAUGAGAAAUCUCCACCUGGAUGGGGAGUAUAUGUAGAGGGUCUUUUUAUGGAUGGGGGACGAUGGGAUCGUAAAGAGUUUUCUAUAGCCGAACAGUUCCCAAAAAUAUUAAACGACCUUCUGCCGGUUGUUUGGCUAUAUCCUAAGUUAAAAACUGAAUUCCGAGAAGGCUCGAGGUAUAAAUGUCCUUUAUAUAAAACUCUGGAGAGAAAGGGCGUACUGGCUACUACCGGUCAUUCAUCUAAUUUUGUUUUGGCAUUUUAUCUGCCAUCAAAUAAACCGUCAGCUCAUUGGAUAAAACGAAGCGUGGCUUUACUACUUCAGUUAGAUAACUAA